AUGUCGAAGACGACGUCGUCGUCGACGGCGGUGGUGCGACCGGAAGAUUACGCCCACAGCCCGGUCCACUACGCCGUGGCGGUGGGCGAUCACACCAUCCUCAAUAAACUGCUUUCCUCUUUGCCCCGAUUGGUUGACCCGAACCGAAUUCGGACAGAGUCCGAUUCCCAAACCCAAGAACGCCUCGCCGAACAAAUAUCUGCUGCCGUCGACCGCCGCGACAACAGUUUAAGGGAAACCCCUAUCCAUCUUGCCGUCCGCCUCAAUGACGCCACAGCCGCCCGCUGUCUUGCUAGUGCGGGGGCCGAUAUCUCCCUCCAGAAUGCCGCCGGAUGGAACCCUCUUCAGGAAGCGCUACUUCGUCGUUGCCCGGAGAUUGUAUCUACCCUCGUCCAGCAUCAUCACCUUUCCUCCUGGUCCAAGUGGCGGCGCCGCCUUCCUCGUCUAGUUGCUGCUCUCCGCCGCAUGCGCGACUUCUACAUGGAGAUCUCCUUCCAUUUCGAGAGCUCCAUCGUGCCAUUCGUCGGUAAAAUCGCCCCCUCUGACACUUACAAAAUCUGGAAGCACGAUGGCAACCUCCGGGCCGAUACCUCUCUCGCCGGCUACGACGGUCUUAAAAUUCAACGUGCGAACCAAAGCUUCCUCUUCCUUAAUGACAUCGAUCCCACUCUCGAGAUCCCCCCUGGUUCCCUCAUCAUCCUUAACCACGAUGACAAGAAAAUCUUCGACGCAUUCGAGAACGCCGGGAGCCCAUUAUCUGAUUCCGACAUUUCAAGCUUCUGUAACCAAACCAGCGUUUACAGGCCUGGGAUGGACGUCACUAAAGCAGAAUUAGUAGGCCGUACGAAUUGGAGACGCCAAGAAAAAACAGAAAGUGUAGGGGAGUGGAAAGCAAAGGUUUACGAAAUGCACAAUGUAAUCUUCACCUUCCGGUCACGUAAAAUCAAUGCCGGAGAAAAUAGAGAAGACCCGUUUGGACCCACGUACGUUUUGCCGUUGGAGAUUGAUGAAGAAUCUGACGAAGGGUUUAUAGUGGCCGAGAAUCCAAGAUUUAGUGUAUCUAAUGACAGGCAACGGAGGCACAGCAGUUUUGUGAGGGAAGAUAGGGAGUUCGUGACGGUCUCUAGGAAGAGUGUGGAUAUAAUUCCGGUAGAUGGGAGGAGGAGGGCACCGCCUUGUGCGGCGGAGAGACUGGUUGCCCCGCCGCAGACGAAAGAGAAGGAAUACGUGAAGAGCCUACGACCAAUGGUCUGGCUAACGGAACAGUUUCCAUUGAAAACGGAAGAGUUACUGCCGUUACUGGAUAUCUUGGCAAAUAAAGUGAAGGCCGUUAGACGCAUGAGGGAGCUGCUAACGACGACGUUUCCACUCGGGACAUUUCCCAUAAAGGUGGCAAUCCCUGUGGUUCCUACAGUGAGGGUGGUAAUAACUUUUACAAAGUUUGUUGAGUUGCAACCAAUUGAAAAUUUUUACACUCCACUGUCAAGUCCUAGGCAAUUUGGUACAAGAGUAGGCAAUGAAGAGGAAAGUACUAGUAAAGAAAGCAGUUUGAUGUCGUUUUCGUCGUCCUGGUUUUCGAGCAGCAGCAGGCGGUCGAGCAAGCAGAGUUGCAACGGUGGAGAGCAUUUGGAUCCGUUUGCAAUACCGAGUGGAUAUAGUUGGAGUAGUUUCGAUGAGAAGAACAGAAAAAUGAAGAAAACCAAGUCUACUACCAGAAAGAAAAACUAA
Fraxinus pennsylvanica is the source of this 1728-nucleotide messenger RNA. NCBI's taxonomy places the organism in Eukaryota, Viridiplantae, Streptophyta, Magnoliopsida, Lamiales, Oleaceae. The record is from the annotation of a GenBank genome assembly.